GUGGGAGAGCCAAGCGGUGGGGAGCUGGGGGCGGGGAAGGUCCAACUGCGGAGGCCCGCAGAGCUCUAGCUCUGGAGUGAGAGGGCCCGGAGAGCCACGAGCCACGAGCCGCCCGAUCCGGGAGGGAAGAAGGUUCCUGCACCUGAUUUUGAGAUGAUGGGACUAGGAAAUGGUCGUCGGGGGAUGAAGUCACCACCACUCCUGGUAGCGGCUUUAUUGGCCUGUGUUAUCGUCUUGGGUUUCAAUUACUGGAUUGCAAGUUCCCGUAGUGUGACCCUCCAGACUCAGAUCUUAGAGUUGGAAGGAAGAGUCCGAAGGGCAGCAGCAGAGAGAGGUGCUGUGGAGUUAAAAAAGAAUGAAUUCCAAGGAGAAUUAGAAAAGCAAAGAGAACAGCUGGACAAAAUCCAAUCCAGACACAACUUUCAGAUGGAGAAUUUCAAUAAGAUGUACCAGGAUGAAAAGGCACUUUUGGUAAAUAACAUCACCGAAAGUGAGAAAGUCAUCAGGAGCCUGAAAGAACAUUUGAAAGACUUGCAGAAGAACUAUGGCAAACUCCAGCAGGACAUACUUCAAUUUCAGAAGAACCAGACCAACCUGGAGAGGAAAUUCUCUUAUGAUCUGAACCAGUGCAUCAACCAGAUGAAAGAGUUGAAGGAACAGUGUGAAGAAAGGCUAGAAGAAGUCACUAAAAAAGGGAAUGAAGCUCCAGCUUCCAGAAACCUCAGUGAGAAAAAUGAUCCAAACAAUCAGCUAGCCAUCAGUGAGCCAGAGCAAAAGCAACAUGAAUCGGAACUGAAGGAUGUAGAAGUGCAGCAUGAGAAUGGAAAUACAAUUCCUGAAGGACCCAUCUCUCCUUCUGAGAAGAUCCCAAAUGUGAUGAGACAAGAAGAAAAAGGAGAGACCAAUAACAUCUUGACUCCCAGUGAAGAGGAGGCUCAGAAUGAGAACCAGGGAGGUGAGAUUUUGUCUCCAGAGCCAGGCAGAGAGCAGAACUCCAACAAUAAAAGAAAAGAGAGCACUGAACUCGGAGAAUCUCUCCAGACCCAAAAUGGGCCUGGUGGCCUUCUGCUCAGCCAGGAAAAUCGUGAAGCUGAUGAGCCAGAGAGGGAUGAGCUCGUCAUUAGGGAAGAUGAACAACGGGGUGAGCAGGAUGGUGCUCAAGAUGGAAUAAAUCGACCCAAAACAGGUCCAAAUGAAGACUAUAACAAUGAUGAAAAUGAAGCUGAGUCUGAGAGAGACAAGCAGGCAGCCCUCGCGGGCAGUGAUAACAAUCAGAAUGAACUAGAUACUGAAGACCAGAACAAAGACAACACCAAUGAUAACUUAGUUGAAGAACGUGAAAAGUGA
Molecule: messenger RNA, 1347 nt
Organism: Dromiciops gliroides (monito del monte)
Lineage: Eukaryota; Metazoa; Chordata; Mammalia; Microbiotheria; Microbiotheriidae
Gene: GOLM1
Product: golgi membrane protein 1
Exons: 10
Coding region: 154-1347 (397 amino acids)
Cellular component (GO): Golgi apparatus
Source: RefSeq, a predicted model, not a curated record